This is a messenger RNA of Insectozyma verbasci, 2283 nucleotides long. The record is from the annotation of a GenBank genome assembly. Lineage: Eukaryota; Fungi; Ascomycota; Pichiomycetes; Serinales; Debaryomycetaceae.
AUGCAAUACGUAGCUAAAGCAAGUGGUUAUAUGUAUAGCCAAUGGAAUUCAUUGAAUCCAGCUACUUUAUCAGGUGCAAUUGAUGUUAUUGUAAUUGAACAGCCAGAUGGUACUUUACAUACUUCCCCGUGGCAUGUUAGAUUUGGUAAAUUUCAAAUUAUAAAACCUUCUCAAAAAAAGAUUGAUUUAUAUGUUAAUGACGUCAAAACUAAUUUACCAAUGAAAUUAGGUGAUGGUGGUGAAGCUCAUUUUGUUUUUGAAGUUGAUGAUAUAAAUCAUGAUUUAUCAAGUUCGGUUUUAACUUCUCCUGUUAUAUCACCAGUUUCUUCACCAAGUUCAUUACCUGAACUGGGUCAAACUUCGGAACCUGAGGAAUUGGAUUUAAAUGAAAAUGACGUAGAUUCUAAAAUAAGAUUGAGUGAUAUUCCAAGUCCUAGAUCAAAAUCACCUUCUCCAACUUCAUUACAUCAAUCAAGAUUAGCAAUUGAAAAUGCCAAAAAAAUGGCUGCUAAGUUAAACAUUCCAACUAAAAUAGAUAUGAACGGUGAUAUGAUUAUAGAUAUGGAUGGUUAUAAACCAAAUUCAAAAAAGAAUAUAGAUAAUUCUGAUGAAUUAUUCAAGAAAAUAUUUUUUGAAGAAAUUGAAGGUGAUUAUCCUCAAGGUGAAAAUAGUGUAAAAGCAUGGAAUCAAAUCAUAACUAAAGAUGAAAAUGGGAAUAUAAGAAUAUCUAAUUUAAAUGAUUUGGAAGGUGUUGAAAUGGAUGAUGAUGAAAGUGUUCCGAGUACAUCAACUACUUUAAAUUCAGUAUCAACUGCUUCAGAUGAUAAAAUAUAUUUCAAGACAUUAAGAUUAACCUCUGAACAAUUAUCGAAGAUGAAUUUAAAAUAUGGUGCAAAUUCAUUAAAAUUUAAAUCAAAAGAAGGUAAUUCUCAAAUUACUGCAAAUUUAUAUUUAUGGAAAUCUUCAACACCUAUAGUUAUUUCAGAUAUUGAUGGUACAAUUACUAAAUCAGAUGCUUUGGGACAUGUUUUAAAUUUGAUAGGUAGAGAUUGGACUCAUCCUGGAGUUGCUAAAUUAUUUCAAGAAAUCAGUUUAAAUGGUUAUAAUAUAGUUUAUUUAACUGCUAGAUCUGUAGGACAAGCAGAUUCAACAAGACAAUAUUUAGAAGGUGUAUUACAAGAUAAUGUUAAAUUACCGAAAGGUCCAGUUAUACUUUCUCCAGAUCGUACAUUUGCGGCAUUAAGAAGAGAAGUUGUAUUAAAAAAACCAGAAGUUUUCAAAAUGGCCUGUUUAUCAGAUAUAAAACAAUUAUUUUUUGAAGAUGAUGAUGAUGAAUUAACUCCAUUUUAUGCUGGAUUUGGUAAUAGAAUUACUGAUGCUAUAAGUUAUAGAUCUGUUCAUAUCCCAUCACAUAGAAUUUUUACAAUUAAUCCAAACGGUGAAGUUCAUAUGGAAUUAUUAGAACUUGCUGGUUAUAAAUCUUCUUAUUUACAUAUUGGUGAAUUGGUUGAUCAUUUUUUCCCACCUAUAAAAGAAGUUUCGUCGAUUUCAUCAUACUGGAAUAAUGCACAAUGGAAUGAAUAUAUGCAAAAUCAUGAUACAAAUACACCAAUAUCAUCACCAUUGAUAACUCCUGGUUCUCCGAGAUCUCCUGGUAGUCCAAGAAGUUUCAUGGAAGAAUUUAAAACUGAUGAAAAAUUUAAUGAUGUAAAUUAUUGGAAAGAACCUAUAAAUUUUAGUGAUAUAAGUGAUAGUGAUAUUGAGCAUGAAAAUGUAGUAAAUGAAAAAAUUAAAGGUAAUGAAAAAUUAAGUCAUAAAUCAACACCUGAAAAAGAACAUAGUGAUAAUCCGGGAUUAUUGAAAAAGACAAGAUCAAGAGCAUCUACUUUGGAAAGACCAAUAAGUGCAAGUUCAUUUACUUCACCUUUGAAGAAUUUCAUGCGUGGAAGAAAGGAUGAGGAGGAAGGUGAAGAGGAUAUUGAGGAGGAAGAUGUAGAUGAGGAAGAUAUAGAUGAAGAAGAUGAUGAUUAUGAUGAUGAUUAUACUGAUGAUGAUUAUGAAGAAGACGAAGAGGAAGAGGAAGAUGAAGAUGAGGACGAUUAUGAUGAAGAUGAAGAUGAAGAUUAUGAUGAAGAAGAUUUAGAUCAAGAUUUAAAAGAUGAAGAGGAAUUAGAUGAAAAAUCAAAAUUAAGUGAUGCUCCAAUAGCUAUUAGAAAUGAAAUAUUAGCACAAGGAUCAACUGAAUUUGUUAGAGCAAGUGAUUUUGAUAAAUUAAAUAUAUAG